AUGCAGAAGCCACGGUCGGCAUCGAACCAACGACCUCGGGCUGAGCAGCACAACGCCAUAUUCACUAAACUGCCGCGGAAGACUCGAGAGUCCUCGGCAGCGCUCGGCAGCAAACUGAAGCCUGCGGUGCCGACAGACCCGUCCCAACCAACAUUAGCGUUUCUUGGGCUCCGCCGCAGACCUGGCUUGCAGAACGAUGGCUCUAUAAGCCUGCCGAGCUCGUCGCCACGGCUGGUCGGUGUCCUGCUCGCCAUUAUUGUGCUUCUCUGCGUGGUGCCCUACAUAUCCUCCCUGUUCCCCUCCUCUUCUCCUCGUCUGCGAGCCAGAACCACAGCCGACACUGAAAAAGCGGAUAAACUGCCGAGGAAGGAAACCGCACGGGACGUCAAAACCACAGCGGCUACUGCAAAGUUGGAGAAGCUGCAAAAGGAGGAGACGUCGCCCGCAGUGUCACCGGCUGCUCUUCCUCCAUCGCCUGGCUACGUGGGCGCGGAAUGCAACGUGACCUCGCCGUGCUUGGGCAAAGCACAGUGUGAGGACGGCAUUUGUCUCUGCGAGAAACCCAAGUACCGCGUUUCGUCCGGUGUGUGCGUCUCUCGCGGCCCCCGCAAGGUCUCUGGCAAGAAGAGGAAGCGUGUGAAACGCAUGCACGGCUCUCACCGUCAUGGCGUCCGCCAUCGGCACGUCGUUAGACACGGCAGCCGCAAUACGAAGAAACAACGCGUUCGCGCGAGCACGCACCAGUCAACGCCAUGGAUCGUGUCAACGAAAUGGACGUAGUCUUUUUUUUUUCUUGAUUUCAAGAAAGAACAUUGCUCCAUUGUAGGAUGCACCCAAUAUUUUUCUGCAAUCACGGUUUUUGAUGACGCGCUGCUGAGCACACCAUUAGUGACUCCUAAUGCAAUUUGAAUAUAGUUAUUCCGCUCCGA
Messenger RNA from Dermacentor albipictus, 929 nucleotides. RefSeq lists its product as uncharacterized. The record is from RefSeq and is a predicted model, not a curated record. Lineage: Eukaryota; Metazoa; Arthropoda; Arachnida; Ixodida; Ixodidae.